AUGGCGGCUAAGAAGAACGUCCGCGAUAUCACCCCCUCGGCCGCUGCUACCACUCAGGCCAGCACCACCAGCGCUGGUUCCGUUCCUCCUCAGCCUCAGCCGAAGCCCGUCGCCAUCGCCAAGAACGAAAUCAAGGGCGAAGUUCAGUGGGACAAGGUAGUCCAGAACCUCUACAAUCACUACGUCAACAACACUCCUCAGCGCAUCAAGUUGGUUGAUGCCUUUAUGGUCUUCCUUGUUGUCGUUGGUGUUCUCCAAUUCAUCAACUGCGCCCUCGCUGGCACCUUCCCCUUCAACGCUUUCCUGUCCGGCUUCUGUGUGACAGUUGGGCAGUUCGUCUUGACUGCUUCGCUACGACUUCAAACAAAUGAGGCUGUCAAGAAUGAUUGCCCUUCAGUAUCCCCCGAAAGAGCUUUCGCCGACUAUAUCGUCUGCAGCUUGAUCCUGCACUUCUUCGCCAUCAACUUCAUUAACUAG
Messenger RNA from Fusarium tjaetaba, 477 nucleotides. Its product is annotated as oligosaccharyl transferase complex subunit OST4. The record is from RefSeq and is a predicted model, not a curated record. Bases 1 to 477 code for a protein of 158 amino acids. Gene Ontology annotation, biological process: protein N-linked glycosylation. NCBI's taxonomy places the organism in Eukaryota, Fungi, Ascomycota, Sordariomycetes, Hypocreales, Nectriaceae. The transcript is spliced from 4 exons. Gene Ontology annotation, cellular component: membrane; oligosaccharyltransferase complex.